Molecule: messenger RNA, 916 nt
Organism: Rhopilema esculentum
Lineage: Eukaryota; Metazoa; Cnidaria; Scyphozoa; Rhizostomeae; Rhizostomatidae
Source: RefSeq, a predicted model, not a curated record
ACUGAGGCUUUCGUUGAAUUUUCUUUCUGCAAAAGGUGUCGAGAAAACUUGGCGCUUUUCGCAGACUUUUAUUCAAUAAAUCAAUAAUAUAAGAGACAUUAGAAAAGCAUAAAGAUGAAAGUUAUUAGAAAUCGAUUUUUUGUUUUAGUUCUUCUCGGGAUUUAUUUGAUGCAUGAAUGCAAAGGACAGGACCAAGACGAUCCUAGCAGGUCACAAUCUAUCAAUCUGGAUAGUCCCAAAGGGGAGACGCAAAAGGAGGGAAAAACCUAUAAUGAAGUAGAAAAAGAAAUAAACGAAGAUGAAGAUUUAGAGAAGCACCGUAACCCUUCUAAAGGAGAGGACGACAAUCAUAGCACAGAUGAGGAUGCCAAAGUCCACGAGGAUGAAGGGAACACUGGGGAUGAUCAAAAGGAGGAAAAUUAUGGAGAGGGCUCUGUCUGUGUUUAUUGCCAGUACUGCAAGUUCUGCAAACUCUGUGACAAAGAUUGCCCUUGCAAGACAUCCAAAAAGAAGCCAAAUUGUCACAUGUGCAAGUAUUGCAAAUAUUGUUAUUUGUGCUCAAAUGUCUGUGACAACUUCUGUAAACCAGGGAGCUUCUUGGACACUGUUUCAUCAGCAUUUUGGAGUGCACUGCCAAAGUUUGAUAACAAAAUGAAAGGUGAAGUGGAAAAGGACAUUGAAUCUGUGAAAGACUGGAUAAAGAGCUACUUAUAAGAUUAAUUAUAAGAUUUACCAAUAAGAAGAGUUUGAAAAAUUUCAUAAUGUUUUUAUAAUUCAAUUCACCAUAUUUUAAAUUGUUGAACGAAAUUGAUAUUGUCUUGCUAUGAACUGUUAUAGACAUAUGUUAUAGAUUUUAUAAACAAUGUAGUUGAAAAAAAUGUUGCAUGAAUAUGAAAUGAUGUUUAAUAGAUGUAUU